CAAAUGAAAAUCCGGAUCAAGAAAACAUUUCAAAUUGGAACCACACCGGUAUUUGUUCCUACGCCGGAGCUACAAACUUAGAUUGCAAAAACUUCAAGAAAACAAGAAGAUAUUGGAAGAGUUUUGCUAUAUGGUGCUCGUUAGCGGGGAGACUGGCCGCUCUCAAACGGCUCAAACGUACCUCGGACUCUCGUCCGGAGCUGGUUUACACGUUCAUCGAGCAGGCGGUGCAGCCGGGCGCGCAGGUGGCGCUCAAGUGCUCCGCCGUGGGGGAACCCCCGCCGCGAUUCCGAUGGACGCUCGACGGACAACCUAUACCUGCACAUCACGGGGCGACAAUCUCAGAGGGUCGCGAGGGCGGCGGCAUGGGCGGCAGUCUGGGCGGCGCGAACUACGUGCUGUCGACGCUCGCGCUGUCGGGCGCGCGCGUUGAGCACGGCGGCCGCUACGAGUGCCGCGCCACCAACGCGCACGGCUCAGUCGCGCACGCCGCCAGGCUUAACGUCUAUGGCCCACCGUACAUAAGAGCAAUGAACCCGGUGAAAGCGGUCGCUGGAACCGAAGUUACCAUUUGGUGUCCAUACUACGGCUUUCCUAUCGACUCGGUAAAAUGGGAGGGUGGUGCGGGGGCGGAUGUCCGCUACCAGCAGCGCGACGGGCAGCUGACCAUCGUCAACGUGGAUAAGACCAGGGACAAGGGCGGCUGGGUCUGCUCCGUGCUCACGCCGGGCGGCGAACUCGCCAGGCGCGAGGUCCAAAUAAACGUCGUCUCGCCGCCGGUGCUGUCGCCAAUAGUAUUCCCGCCCGGGUUGCGGUCAGGUGACCGCGCUCAGAUCACCUGCACUGUCACCUCGGGUGACAUGCCAGUCUACUUCUCCUGGCUCAAGGAUCAGAUGCCCAUCUCUAGUGUAUUACAGGUGGACGAGCGCGGCGCGGAGUUCUACAGCAUGCUAUUGUUCAAGUCGCUGACGGCGGCGCACAGCGGCGUGUACACGUGCGUCGUCACCAACACCGCCGGCAAGGCCAACACUUCCGCCGAGCUCGCUAUCAAAGUGCCGCCAUUUUGGCAAAUGGAACCAUCAGACGCGGCGGUGCUGCUGAACGGGUCGCUGACGGUGAGCUGCGAGGCGCGCGGACAUCCCGCGCCCGCCAUCUACUGGACCAAGUUCUCCGGCAGCACAGAGACGUCGCUGGGCGGGGUGUCAGACCCGGUUGUGCUGAACAACGGUUCCCUGCGCAUAGAGUCAGCACGCGCGGAGCACUCGGGGAAGUACAGGUGUCGCGCUGAGAACGGAGUGGCGCCGGCCUUGUCCAAGACGCUCAAUAUACAUGUUAAUGAACCAGCCCGUUUUGAGACGCCCUCGGUGAACAUAUCGGCGAAGCUGGGUGACACGGUGCGGCUGGCGUGCGUCGCGCGAGGGGACACGCCGCUGUCCAUGUCGUGGAGUCACUCAGGACGUGUACUACCCAAUUCUGACUACAGGAUGAGCAUAUCGGAGACUCGCAGCGCGGAGGGUUUGCGCAGCGAGCUGGUGAUAGAGCGCGCGGACCGCCGCGACUCGGGCGUGUACCGCUGUCAGGCAUCCAACCCCUACGGACGGUCGGAUCACUUCGUGCAUCUCGGUGUGCAAGAACCCCCCGAGCCUCCAGCGAACUUCCGCGUGCUAGACACCACAUCUCGGACCAUCCGUCUGGAGUGGCGGCGGCCGUACGACGGCAACUCGCCCGUGCUGGGCUACGUAGUCCAGUACAGGAAACACGACGCCACCAGCCCCGAAGCCUGGAGGGACGCUGAUACACAUAACGUGUCCGUGUCCGCGCACUCGCUUGAUUCAUAUACCGAGUCGGAGGGCACAACAAUCUCCGGGCUGGAACCGGCCACAGCGUACCUGGUGCGCGCGCGCACGGUAUCAGCUCAGUUCUCGUCGGCGCACACUCGCGCGCUGCUCGCACUCACCCGGCACGAGCCGCCUGCGCGCGCGCCGCUCGCUUUGCGGGUCUCAGCGCCUUCGCCCGCCGUGUUGCAGCUUGCUUGGCAGGCACCACCGACAUCCUCAUGGAACGGCGAGCUGCUGGGCUACACGGUGUGGUGGUGGCCGGCGGCGGAGGGCUCCCUCACCGGCGGCGCUAACGUCGGCAUGGAGUUCGCCACUGUGCGCGGACACAUCGCCAAGUAUACUAUCGAGGGGCUGGAACAUUAUACCCGGUACUCGGUGAGCGUGCGGGCGUUCAACAGCGCCGGGGCAGGACCCGCCACGGCUCCGGUCAACACGCUCACACUUGAGAGUGUGCCGUCGGAGGGUCCGCGCUCGCUGCGGUGCCGCGCGGUGUCGCCGCAGAGCCUCAAGGUGGAGUGGUCGCCGCCGCCGGCGCACGCGCACCACGGCGCGCUGCUCGGCUACAAAUUGCUCUACCGCCCCGAUCACACGCCUGAGUGGGUGGAGUGGGAGGCGCGCGGGGGCGGCGGAGGCGGGGAGGGCGCGGGGGCGGAGGUGAAGCGCGUGGCGAGUGUGGAGACGCUGCUACUAGCGUUGCGGCCGCACCGCAACUACACCGUGCAGGCGCUAGCGUACACUGCCGCCGGCGACGGCGUCCCCGCGCCGCCUGUGCGAUGCACCACGCAGCAGGACGUUCCUGGCCCUCCGGCUGCGGUGAAAGUGAUUGCGACAUCUGUGACGUCACUAGCUGUUAGCUGGCUCCCACCGAGCCGGCCCAACGGACCAAUCGUUUACUACACCGUGUUCUAUAGAGAACUUGGCAGGGAAAGACCACCUCAAACCACGACAGUUCAGGCAGAGGAUGGAGAAUCUCUAGUCGGUCUCGGAGGCUAUACUGAACUACGGUCUCUAUCAGAAGGAGCCACUUAUGAGGCGUGGGUCGCCGCCCAUUCCUCUGCUGGAGAGGGCGAACCGUCCGCACCACAACCUGCUACUACUUCUUCAAGAGCCCCAGUAAAGCUACUAUCAUUCGGCGUAUGGGUGCGUGUGCAGUGCGGGCGGGCGCUCCGCUUAGCGUGCACGUGGCGCGGUGACCCCGCCCCGCGUGCGCGCUGGUUGCGUGGCGACCGCCCUGUCACACACGAUCCUCGGACUUAUCUCACACCACAUGGACAUCUCACUAUACAUGAAGUGGAUGCAUCAACAAGCGGAAACUAUACGUGCUCAGCGCGAAAUGCGUUCAGUUCGGAGGAGGCGCGAUUUCGCGUGGAGUGCGCAGCGCCGCCGUCAGCGCCCGCGCUCGCUGCACGACGCAUCACGCACGCCGAAGCCGAAAUCACGUGGCGGUCUACACAUCACCCAUCCGCACCGCCUCAAGGCUUCACCAUUUGGUGGAUGCGCGUGCGCGAGGAAGGUGGUGAGAACGUGGACCCCAUGAGCUCUCGCGGUGAAGAGGAGCGGCGACUGGAGACGGGCGGGGAGGCGUCAAGCGCGGUGCUGCGCGCGCUGGCGUGCGGCGCCACGUACUCCGUGCGAGCGGUCGCGCACUCGCGCGCUGGUUCGUCACCGCCAUCCGCGCCGUUGUUGGUCAGGACGAAACCUCCAGUGCUAGUAUGGGAGGGUGGAGGAAAGGACGACGAGGAUAGCGAGAACGAAAUAAACGCCGGGCUGUGGAGCAACAGCAGCGCGGUGGCGCUGGACGCGCGGCGGGCGGUGCGGUGCGGCGCGCGCCUCGUCCGUCUGCAGUGGCGCCGCGCGGACUCGUCACGUGACAGCGCGCACGCGCACACUCUGUGGCGGGACGCUGAUCUCACGUCGCUACAUCAUCAUCGAGAGAUAGUGAUUGGCGGAUUAUCCGUGAGCACGUGGUACGCACUGAAGCUGUGGACCGCCACGGAGACGGGGCGGCACCAAGCUGUCAUCUAUGCGGCCACAACCACACCAUCUGGAGAGCGUCUGCGGCGGCCGGUGGCGUUCCAGGCGGAGGGCGGCGCGGGCCCGGGGGCCGGGGCGGGCGCGGGGGGCGUGGUGGGCGCGGGGGAGGGGGCGGACCCCGUGCUCGGCGCCGUCUCCAUCGCCUUCGCAGGGCUGGCCCUAGCCGCCGUCACCGUGCUCAUACUCGUCAUCAUCGCUAAACGAAACUCGAUCCUCAUGUGCGGCGCUGACCUGGACACACGGCGCUGCAGCCACUCCGCGGCCAGCACGGACAAGUCGGUGUGCGCCGAGAGUCAGAACCUGCGGAACUGCCAGCACGACUACAAGCACAAGCUCUCGCCGCCCUCCGACGUGUACGAGAUAUCGCCGUACGCGACGUUCGCGGUGGGCGCGGAGGGCGGCGAGGGCGGGGAGGGCGGCGGCACGCUCGACCACACGCUGCAGUUCCGAACAUUCGGCCAUCGCGACAACGACGCGCCGCCGCACAGACCCUGCCGGCGACAUGGACCGAGGAGGACGCAUGUAGAGAAGCACCAUUCGGAGUGCGAGCUGCAGCAGCUGACGCGGUACGAGAAGGUGCAGCGGCGGCCCUGCGCCGGCACCUCCUACUGCGUGCCCAUGUCACACCACGGCGUCCCGAGCAGCGGCGGCGGCGGCAGCGGCGGCGGUCUGUCGGAAGUGUACGCGGGCGACUCGAGCGCCGAGUCCGGGCCGGGCUCGCUGUCGCCGCGCACGCACCAUGACCACAGCUAGCGCCGCGGCAACCACUACUCCUAGACGAAUACCACACCCCGGACUAAGUAACCAGGAUGGACUAGAAACUUAACUACAGCACUUUUUACCAAGAUACGAUCGUUGGCUACGAGAGUUGGCUACGCAGCUACGAGAGUUAGCUACGCAGCUACGAGAGUAGGCUACGCAGCUACGAGAGUUGGCUACGCAGCUACGAGAGUUGGCUACGCAGUUACGAGAGUUGGCUACGCAGCUACGAGAGUCGGCCACGUAGCUACGAAAAUUGGUUCUAUAGCUUGGCUACAUAAUUACGCACCACGACCACAGCUAGCACCUAGGCUUAACUCGCCUACUUCUAAUCGACGAACACCACCCCAGACUAAGUAGGUAUUAGUAUUAUGCCAUCUUAAGAGUCCGGGUGCCAUCGCAAUUCUCAUAC
Aricia agestis (brown argus) is the source of this 5043-nucleotide messenger RNA. Its product is annotated as Down syndrome cell adhesion molecule-like protein Dscam2. Lineage: Eukaryota; Metazoa; Arthropoda; Insecta; Lepidoptera; Lycaenidae. The transcript is spliced from 31 exons. The record is from RefSeq and is a predicted model, not a curated record. Gene Ontology annotation, molecular function: protein binding. Bases 366 to 4625 code for a protein of 1419 amino acids. Gene Ontology annotation, biological process: cell-cell adhesion; axon guidance. Gene Ontology annotation, cellular component: plasma membrane; axon.